AUGGAAACUGAGGUUUUCCCUACUCUGAUGGCUGGGGAGAGUGUCAUCAAUGAGUUUGGGGCUUUUGACAUCCCCAGUUUCAGGGCGGCUAUCUCUCGCCGAAUCGCUGCCGAGGCUGCUGGUCAAGUCCAGGAGAUGGAGCAGAGGCUGGAAGGUCUUGAGUCCAGCAGGAUGGCCGCUGAAGAAGCUCAACAAGCCAGGGAUGCUCACCUUUCUGCUGCCCAAGCUGCUGCUGAGGGCCAGGACCAGAAGCUGAAAGAACUGGAAGUUCGGCUGAAGGUUAAGGGAGAUGAGCUGACCCAGGCCAAGACCGAGACUUCCAAUGUCCAGCUAGAGCUUAACGAGCAAAAGACUUCUUCAUCUAAACUCUCAGAAGAAUUGGAGAAAUCUAAAAAAGAUUUGGAGGAGAGUCGAAAGAAGCUAGUUGAUGCUGAGGCCUUGCUCCAAGUCCGCCUCUAUACCCAAGAAGAAUAUGAAAUGGGUUACACAAAUGGGUUUAAGGUGGCUCGGAGGUUGGCUCUCCAUGCUGAGCCUUCGCUGGAUUGGGCUAAGUGCGCGCUUUGGGCUCAGGAUCUCGAGGAUCCACAUAUGUUGUAUGCUACUCCUGCUGAGCAUGAAAUCCUUCAGGCUGAACAAGCCGAGGAGGAAGCUGAGCGGCAGGAGUUGGAGGCUGAACAGCGAGCCGCUGAUGCUCAGGCAAGGGCCCAACCUGCCUCCUCUGCUGCUGGAACCGAGACUGCUCCGGGGCUUGACACUACUGACCAGCCUGAUCCUCCGGCUGAAGCAUAG
Molecule: messenger RNA, 789 nt
Organism: Chenopodium quinoa (quinoa)
Lineage: Eukaryota; Viridiplantae; Streptophyta; Magnoliopsida; Caryophyllales; Amaranthaceae
Exons: 1
Coding region: 1-789 (262 amino acids)
Source: RefSeq, a predicted model, not a curated record